Messenger RNA from Chenopodium quinoa (quinoa), 1354 nucleotides. RefSeq names its product pathogenesis-related protein-like. Gene Ontology annotation, biological process: defense response. The record is from RefSeq and is a predicted model, not a curated record. Gene Ontology annotation, cellular component: extracellular region. NCBI's taxonomy places the organism in Eukaryota, Viridiplantae, Streptophyta, Magnoliopsida, Caryophyllales, Amaranthaceae. Bases 473 to 1165 code for a protein of 230 amino acids. The transcript has a single exon.
AACGAAGGAAUACUGGAUUAGAAGGGGUUUUGUUAUAAUUGGGCUUGAUAGGUGUGGGCCGGGUUAUUUUCUUCAGACAACAGCACGUGAGGACAAAGGUCCACCCAAGAAUUUUUACACUAAAACCAACAAGAGUUGGAUCAAGUGAUAAGCAGAUUAAUGUUGCUUAAGGAAGGUCUCGAGUUCGAGCCUCACCGAAUAUAAAAAACUUUUGUUGGGAGACUCACCCAUCACAGGCUAAAGUGUGCAACCCAAGUCAUCGGAUUGAAAUGUAGUCAAUCGGGUGGGGCAAACUAAAAAAAAAUGUAUUUAGAAAAAAAUAUGAUCAAAUUUGUGACUUUAACACGGUACAAUCUCUUGUGACUUUUCUUCCCCUCUUUUCCUAUAUAAACCAAAUUAUCUCAACUCUUAAACACACCAUCAACAAAUCAAAAUCCAAACUUCAAUUCAUUCAAUAAGCAAGUCUUCCAAGAUGAGCCCCUCCUUAAGACCCCUCCUCAUUUCCUGCCUCGUAAUCAUACUAGCUUCCGCAAUCUCCACACCCAUCCGCGCAGCCACCUUUACAGUUAAAAACCAAUGUGGCUACACCGUGUGGGGCGCUGCACUACCCGGUGGUGCAAAGGAAAUGCCCUCCGGUGACACAUGGAAUUUCGAUGUCGAUCCCAGCACGUCUGCUGGCCGUGUUUGGGGUCGUACCGGAUGCACCUCCAGUGGGUCCAACAGCCUUAAGUGCACCACAGGAGACUGUGGUGGUGGGCUAUUCGACUGCGGUACAAACUCUGGGGCACCCCCAUUAACCAUAGCUGAGUAUACUUUAACAAACACACAGGAUACCAUAGAUAUAUCUUUGGUUGAUGGGUUUAAUGUACCCAUGAGUUUUAAGGCGGCUAGUGGAUGCGACAAUACCCCCUCUUGCGCUGCUAAUGUUCUCGAUUCGUGUCCUUCCGACCUUAAGGUUGAUGGUGGGUGUUUAAGCGCUUGCAAUAAGUACAAUACUGAUGAAUAUUGUUGUAGGAACCAAUAUGAAACAAAUUGUCCUCCAAAUAACUACUCCAUGAUUUUUAAGAAUUUGUGCCCACAAGCUUAUAGUUAUGCUAAGGAUGAUCAAACUAGCACCUUUGUUUGCCCUCAUGGUACCAACUAUGUAGUUACAUUUUGUCCUUGAUGUAUAAUAUGGAGGUGGUAUGUAUAGUACUCCUUAUAUAUAGUUUAUCAAGUAUGUUGUACUGUAUAUUAAAUGAAUAAAUGUAAUGCUAUCCUAUUGUAUUAAUCUUGCUUUCAAUAAUGUGUCACUAAAGUAAAGCUCAUGUAUAUCAAGAAUGAAUUUAACAAAGUUUUUGUUACAUUUAAAACA